Paraglomus brasilianum is the source of this 2076-nucleotide messenger RNA. The record is from the annotation of a GenBank genome assembly. Lineage: Eukaryota; Fungi; Glomeromycota; Glomeromycetes; Paraglomerales; Paraglomeraceae.
AUGGAUCUAACAAUACCAGAUCGUAAAGUGAUCGCGUUCGAGCUAGUCGGCGACGGCCAGUGGAAGAAAAUUGGAUUUGGAUAUGCGAUCGUCAAAGCCACUUGGGCUCAAAACGAAGGUGUUAUACAAUUUGUGAGCCUUUCUCAUGAACUAGUAUGGGAAUUCAUAAUUCACAGAGAUGUCUCGUAUAAGAAAGAAAACACUAUGAUCAUGUCCUGGACUGAACCAGACGGAAGAGACAUAGCAUUGAGUUUCGAGACAGCACGCGAAUGUGGAGAAUAUUGGUCCUUUAUAAACGAUGUUCAGGCUCGAUUGUUAGAACCCAGUUUAGGCUGGCUUCCACCUCCCAGACGCGAGAAUCUCCCUCAAAUAUACGAAAGUCUUCUAACACUCAAAGCUCUAGAUCGGCCCCGUAUUCUACGCACACUGAAGAUUGGGUAUAUAGAGAACAUUCUACAAAUGUUCCCGAAGAUAGAGAAAGAAGGAUCGGUGAAUGAAAUGCAAACUUUGUGUGGUAUUAUAAAAAAAAUAAUAAGUGAGUCUAUGAGAAUUAGAGCAAGAAUAAGGGAGAUGUCAGUAACCGCAAUUGUAAUACCUCCAGCGGCAUUUCAGGAUACUGAAAUUGUUGAGAAGUUGAUGAGCGAAGAAUUCGUUGGACUAUUUGUUUCUUGCUUAGAGUACGACCCAGAGUCUCCGAUAUCACCUUCGAAUAUACACAGGGAUAUGAUAAUUUCAAUGAAGCCUGUUGAGGUAGUCCCGGUGGAAAGCGAGGUCCUUCGAUCCCUAACUUUACGUAACCAGCGCUCUCAUUAUAUCCGAGAUUCCGUCCUCGUCCGCACACCCAAUGACCCACUCGUCGCGAUUCUUGGGGCUUUGAUAAAUUCUGCCAACGAGCAAAUACUAUAUGAGCUUUUGCAAGAGCAAAACUUCUUUGAAGAAUUGUUUAAAUGUUUUGAACCAGGUGUCGAUGAGAAAAAGAGAGAAGAUGCGGUUAAAGCUUUAAGGCAGAUUUUUCGCAUGGCUCAAGGAUCGAGUGCGCGGAUUAGUUUGUCAAGAGAAAUGCUUCGCCACAAUCUACACAUGGCCUUUAGACAUGUUCUCGCUCACCCCUCUCCCCAAAUUCGACUUAUGGGUCUCGAAAUAAUUGAACUAUUCUGCAGAUUAGAGCCGACGGUUGCCCGGUCAGCCUGUCUUAUGGAACGCGCACUCGAUAAGGAACUCAAAUCUUACUCGCUUACCUCACUCGAGCUGGUCAUAGAACGAUUAACGACAGAUCAUGGAGAUCUGUUGGUCGGAGGGAAGGCGUGCGAAGUAUUGAAAUUUUUGGUUGACUGUAAAUCUUUGAACCAAAAACGGGAUGGAGUGGAUCUGCCCGAAAUAGACGAUGAUGAAAGAGCGAUUUAUGAUAAUUUUGUGGGUUAUUUUUAUGCAUCUCUAUUGGGCAAAGUUAUUGGCCCAAUUAAAAGAAUAACGAGUAAAAAUGUACCACUUCAUACUAUAAGGACCAAGGCAUAUUUAACGAAUGCAGAUAUUGGAAAUAAGGCUAUUUUAUUAUUAGAAAGUGGUUCUACGCCACUUCGAGUUGCCGCUCUUCGCUUCAUACGAAAAUGUCUCAGUACCAAAAACACAGCGUAUUUGCAGUAUUUCGCUCAAAACAAGCUCAUCCCUCGAAUAGUCGCGGUUCUUCUCACGCCAGAACACAGCUCCAAUGCUCUAAACUCGGCCUGUCAAGAAUUGAUUACAUUUGUUUGCAAGAUUCGCCUUGAUGAAUUUUUAGAUUCUACAUGGCAAACUUGUGCAGAUCAAUUGAAAGAAGCUGGCUUCGAAAGGACGAGUGAGAUAAUGGAUAUGAUGUACAGAUCACAUAAUUCUGAAUCCAUACACAUGUCAAAUGAAAGUGACGAUCAGCAAACUCCUCAGCAGGCACGUCCGGGCGCGUGGGUGUCGACCACUGUGGAUAGAGACGAAGAGGCAUAUUUUUUUAAUGAUUCUGAUGAUGAUAGCGAGGAGGAAAGUGAACCCGCGAGGAAGAAAAUAGCAAGGAGGUUAGAAGAUGAGGAUGAAGAUGGUGAAUAA